Molecule: messenger RNA, 1227 nt
Organism: Periophthalmus magnuspinnatus
Lineage: Eukaryota; Metazoa; Chordata; Actinopteri; Gobiiformes; Gobiidae
Gene: ccdc3a
Product: coiled-coil domain containing 3a
Exons: 3
Coding region: 248-1123 (291 amino acids)
Biological process (GO): negative regulation of gene expression
Cellular component (GO): extracellular region
Source: RefSeq, a predicted model, not a curated record
UUGUGAGGUGCAGCAGCGGAGUGAACUUGUGGAUGCUUUAUCUAUACCCGAAGACACUUUGGAUAUCUUAUAAUUGGCAUACAUGUACUAGGUCAAUUUCCUAGUUUGUGCGUAACUGUGUUGGAACAUUGUAUGCGAGUUGUUGUGCGCAUUAAUUUCCAGGGAAUUAAAACUGCAUUUUGAAUAAGAAACGUCAUUUAAGGCCUGCCUUACAAUAGGACACAACUAUUCAAGAAUAACGUUUACAAUGCUACCAGUUGCGCUUUUGUUGCUGUUCCUUUUUGCGCACUUGGACACUUUUACGCACGCUUGUCAGUUACCAUCCGAGUGGCGUCCAUUGAGCGAAGGUUGCCGGGCUGAACUUGCGGAGAUUAUCAUUUAUGCCCGUGUUUUGGCCAUUCAUCGGGAGACACUGAGCAGCGCGGGGGGACUGUAUAACUCGCUGCCGUUUGGUUUGGGAUAUGGAUACGAGAGCGCGGAGGAAGGGUUGCUGUACUCCGCUGAAGUGGAGCUGUUGUGUGACCAGGCGUGGGGCAGCAUGCUGGAGGUCCCCACCGGGUCUAGGCUCAACCUGACCGGGCUGGGCUACCUCUCCUGUCAGUCCCACACGGUGAUGGAGAACUACUCCUACUUCUUCUUUCUGAGGAUGGACGAAAACUACAACCUCCUCCCACAUGGGGUCAACUUCCAGGAUGCUAUCUUCAUGGACACAGCUGAAAACAGACGCACUUUCUCCAGUCUCUUCCAGUUUUCCAACUGUAGCUUGGCACAGCAGCCGCUGCACCAAUACAGCCCUGAAUGGGAUGCACAGGAAGACAACAGAUUAAUGUGCUCUUCAGUCCAAGCCGCUCUGUUCGAAGAGGAAGAAAAGAGCAGAAAACUUCAGGAGCGUCUAUCCACAGCAGAGAAGAGGAACCGCCAACUCAAAGAGCGCGUGAAAAAAGUCAAAAGAUCUUUAAAAAACGCUCGUAAAGCCACUCAGAAUGCCGAGGAGGAGCUGCGAGUGCUACAGGAGAGACUGUCAGCUGCAGAGAGGAGAGCUGGACAUCAUCUCAAUGCAAUUGCCCAGCCCCAGUCCCCCAGGUACAAAAGCAGAGGGGACAGGCAGCAGAUGAAUCUAUGAAUGGACUACAGCAGGAGGAGGGGGCUGCUGGGCGGUCUCAAUGAGGAUAAUACAGGAUUCUGAAAAGAAUUUGCAGUUUGUAUUUUAUUUUGUUGUAACCAUUG